Messenger RNA from Cladocopium goreaui, 555 nucleotides. The record is from the annotation of a GenBank genome assembly. NCBI's taxonomy places the organism in Eukaryota, Dinophyceae, Suessiales, Symbiodiniaceae.
AUGAUUCAACUCAUACAGUCAUUCAACUCAUACAGUCAUGUCCAAUCAGUCCACGGGAUUUUUUAUCAUGAUGUCAGUUUACUUGUCCUGUUUAUUUCACUUCUGGCAGAUCUACCUCACAACGUGGUGGUGUCAGAGACUGGGCGUGGAUCUGGUGGAGAGAUCCACCCACUAGAUGUCAUUGUCUUGGUCAAGAGGUAUGCUGCAGACCGAGACAUGUGCCAGGAAGCCCAACUCUGCUUCCCUCACCGAUACUUGGCCAUGCUUGGACCUUGUCCUUCUGAUCCCAGGGAUCUGAACGCUCCAGUGAGGAGCAAGAAGCAGGACUAUCUUGAAAUUGGCAAGAUUCUUCUUCGGAAGUUCCCAUCCGAGUCAACUUCAAGGGCUUGCAGGUUCAUUUUAAAGCUCUGCCGGAAUGAAGCCCCCCAGGCGGUUCCUCGCCUGACUUGGUUUGAGCAGCCGCCUGUUGAGCAAGUGCUGGUAGACCUCACUGCCCCAAAUGUUGUGGGCAGGAUCGCACCAUUGAUGCGGUUCAACGCAGUUUUGAGAGAGUGA